AUGUCAUUAACAUUGAAGCUCUCCUCGUUGGUGAUCCGGACCCUGUCCAAGCCAAUCGCUUCUCAAAUCAAAGCCCAGGCCCGUGAACAUGAACGAUUCCGCAAGGUCUGCGUGUCUAUGGCACAAGCUCUUCACCGAUUCGAUAUGCGUCUCAGACUAGGCACCCUACGCGAUACUGCCGCCUCACAACGUCAAGCCGCCGCCGCCGCCGAGGCUCGAAAACAUAAGCCUUCAAGCCCCACCGUUCGAAACGAGGCCGAGACAAAAGCUGCAGAGGAGGCAGAGGCCAAGGCCAAAGCUGCGGCAGAAGAGGCAGCGAAGCCCCACCACUAUCGUAUCCGUCCCCUUUCCGAGUCUAAAGCUAUCGAGUCCGGUGCCAAUUUUAUCUCUGAAUCCUUCCUCUUUGUCGUUGCUGGAGGUCUGAUCCUCUUUGAGUCGUGGCGCUCACGGAAUAAGGAAAGCACCCGUCGGGAAGGUGUCGAGGGAAGGUUGGCAGAUUUGGAACAAUCUGAGCAGGCGGCACGGGAAGCUUUGGUGGCACUAGAAAAGGAGCUGCUCCAGCUAAGAGCAAAGCACGGCGACUUGCCCAAGUUGCCUACGAAGAGGAUUCUGUCUCCUGAGAUAUACGAACAACCCCCGGAGCCAGAUACACCAGAAGUCGCGCAGGGGUGGCUCUCACGUAUUUCCUCGUACAUUUCUUUUGGUCAAAGUGCCGAGACGACGACCGAGUCUGCGCCUAAUACCCAGCCCACAACAGAAAAGGCUGCAUCGACAACUCAGUCUCCGGACCAGUCUGCUGCACCGGCUAGUCAGGCCCCAUCAUCUGCAUCGAAAAGCUCGUGA
Penicillium mononematosum is the source of this 843-nucleotide messenger RNA. RefSeq names its product OPA3 family protein. The transcript has 2 exons. The coding region runs from base 1 to 843 and encodes 280 amino acids. Lineage: Eukaryota; Fungi; Ascomycota; Eurotiomycetes; Eurotiales; Aspergillaceae. Gene Ontology annotation, cellular component: mitochondrion. The record is from RefSeq and is a predicted model, not a curated record. Gene Ontology annotation, biological process: regulation of lipid metabolic process.